AUGACAACUUCUAUAUCUUGCUUGUCAUUUGUUCAAAAAAUAUUAACACGAUAUGGUAUGAGUACAUAUGUUGCAUUUGGAAAUCUUGGUAAUUUAUUAGCUAUUGCUGUUUUCUGUCAAUCUGAACAACGUAAAAAUGCUUGUUCACUUUAUUUACUAUCAAUGGCAAUAUGUAAUUUACUUUGUCUUGAUGUUGCACUAAUUCCCAUAAUAUAUUCAUUAGAUCAUAUUGAUAUAACUACUGCAUCUCUAAUUGGUUGCCAAAUGCAAUUUUAUUUUCGACAUGCUUUUUUUCAAAUGAUGCGUACAUAUAAAACUCUUGCAUGUAUUGAUCGUUAUGCUAUUUGUAGUACUAAUGUUCGCUCUCGCUCAUUUAGUCAACGUAAAGUGGCUAUCUAUAUAAUUAUAGGUUGUGCCUUAUUUUGGUCAUUAGCAGUAAUAUUUUUUGCUCGGACACGAACAAUUCAAAAUGGUUCAUGUAAUAUAUUUAAUGAAAUUUAUUCAAUGAUUUAUACAAUUUAUUAUAUGAUAUUCACUGGAAUUCUUCCUCCAUUAUUGAUGAUCAUAUGUAGUAUAUUAGUAAUGAAAACUUUACGAAACUUGCGAAGUCGUGUUCAGCCGAAAAGAGAAGAUCGAGAAAAGAACCGAUCUAUUAAUAUAAUUCGAAAACGUGACCGCGAUUUAAUGAAAAUGAUUUUUACUGAAGUUAUGUUUUACGUUGUUACUACAAUACCAUAUUCGAUAUAUCUUAUUUAUAAAGUGAUAACAGAUUCUUUAAUAAAAAGUCAACAACGAAAACAAAUUGAAACAUUUAUUAAUUAUAUGGUACAGUCGUUUAUAUUGUAUUUUAACACAGCCGUACCAUUCUAUAUUUAUAUUGCAACAUCACCUACAUUUAGACGAGAAUUAAAAAGAGUUCUUAUUAAAUUUUAUGCUUUUAUUACAAGAAAACAAAUUAGAGAUGAACAAGAUACUAUUACUCAAACAAUCACUGCACGUGCUUAA
Rotaria sp. Silwood1 is the source of this 1005-nucleotide messenger RNA. Lineage: Eukaryota; Metazoa; Rotifera; Eurotatoria; Philodinida; Philodinidae. The record is from the annotation of a GenBank genome assembly.